CCUUGGUCUUCUGGCCGCUGCCCCAGUAUGGCUAAGCUUGAAUUCCUCGAGGACAAUCGAGUGUUGCGAGGCGAUCCGAUCGAUGCACCUCCAGCACCAGACGACGUCACAACUCUCCCCGCUCUCUUUGCUCAUCAGGCUAAAGCACGACCCAAUGCUACUAUUUUCUCAAUCGCGUCUUCGGUUGACGAUACUGAUGAAGAAGGUGGACUCAUCAAACUGACCUACGGCCAGACCUAUGCCAUCACACAAAGACUUGCGGAGACACUCUCACUUCAGUACCUUUUUCACCCAAGUCCCUCCGCCUCGUCGUCAUCUUCGACAUGCCCUGUUGUUGGUGUAUGGCUUGAGAAGUCAAUCGAGCUACAUAUCGCCAUCUUGACAGCGACCACAGCAGGUGCGACCUGGUUGCCUUUUGAUGCCGAUGCACCUGCCGCACGAGUCACGGCUUGUCUCACCGACAGCGGCGCUCAUGUCUUACUGUGCGAUGAAGCUCAUCACGAAGCGGCUAUCGAGGCUGUCUCUUCGAUCCAGGCAGAUUGCAGUGUUGUUCUCUUUUCGAAACUGGAACGGCAGUCCCAAGAAGCGCAGAGCCACCCCAUCGAACUUAAAUCUUCGCCGAGCGACGCUGCAUACAUGAUAUAUACAUCCGGAUCGACGGGCACUCCAAAGGGCAUCGAGAUUUCGCACAAAGCAGCACUCACUUUCGCCAUCUCUGAGCGGACCGUGCUGCAGACCACCAGCACCGACAUCGUGUGGCAGGGAUUCAGCCCUGCCUUUGACAUGUUCAUCGAAGAAGUCUGGGUGAGCAUUGCAGGUGGUGCGCACAUUGCCAUCGGAACCAAGGCAGAAUGCCUUAAUGUAGCAGGGCUGGGGGGCUCAAAGGGCGUGUGGGCAAGACGGGGUGUAACGCUAGUCAAUACAGUGCCGACGCUCAUCAACAUCAUGACGUCGCUAGUCACCGAUGACGAUGAAGAUGACGAUGGUCUCCCUGCUUCAAUCCGUUUGCUCAACCUUGGUGGGGAAGCAUGCCCACCGGCUCUCGUCGAACGCCUAUGGAGGCCGUCGCUGCGGAUUACCAACACCUACGGUCCAUCAGAGACGACCGUUACGGCCACGUACGACGAUCUUCUGCCGAGCCAACCAGUCACAAUUGGCAAGCCUUUACCAUCGUACCACGCCCUUCUCUUGCCCAUCGCAGACGACGACGCUACCGUCAGCGGAGACUUGCUAAAACAACCUCUACUUCUGCGCGAAAACGUCGAGGGUGAGCUGUGCAUCGGCGGCGCCUGCCUUGGCAAUGGAUACGUGGGGCGCAGCGAGUUGACAGCGGAGAAAUUCAUCGUACAUCCUCUCGACCCUUCCGAGAGGCUCUACAAAACCGGUGACCGGGUCCGGAUAGGCGCAAAUCUCAAGAUACAUUUUCUGGGCAGAAUCGAUACCCAGGUCAAACAUCGAGGUUUCCGUAUUGAAUUGGGCGAGAUCGAAAGCGUUUUAGCCUCACAAGAAGACGUUCAAACGGCUGCCGUCAUCCUGGGGGGUACCACUCAAGAGCACGCCCGCCUUGAAGCGUUCGUCGUGUUGCGUCAAGGCGCGAACGAGGAUACCAAAGGUCUUCGUGCAGCCUGCCAACGGAAGUUACCGGGUUAUAUGCAUCCGGAAGUUUUCUAUAUUCUAGAAGCUCAAGACAUGCCUCGUUUGCCUAGCGGCAAGAUCAAUACAAAGGCGCUCCUAGAGCUAUCCGAGCGUAAGAGGACAGAGGAGCGGAAGCCAGAAGACGAUAUCUUCAAAAGCGGUCCGGUAGACGCUCCACAAGGCUCCCCGUUGGCCGUAUUGCUUAGCGCCAUGGCGGCCGUUUUUCCCCAACAAGCAAGCAGUGGGCUUGUUUUGCCAAAUGCAGACUUCUUCGACGAUCUCGGUGGUCACAGCUUGGCAGCAGCUGUGUUCGUGUCCAAGCUCCGCAAAGAAAGUCAGAAAAGCUCGCCUCUAUCUAUCAUCGGUCUCCAGCACAUCUACGAAUGCAGGACCGCCGAAGCGCUGGCCAAACGCUUUGAGGACAGGCAAGACGACAAUGACGAGCUAUCAGAUGCGGGCGAUGCCGAUGUCUCUGUGAAUGGAGAGGGAGAAAAACAGAGGAAGACAUUUACCACGAAGAUGGCCACGGGUUCCAAGACCGGCGACUACUGGGCCGUAUCGCAGCGUCGAUUCAUCCUAUGCGGAUUGGCCCAGCUGCCUGCGCUCCUCUUCUUCUUUUUCGUCCACUCGGUCGCACUGCUCGUCCCUUAUCUCAUCUUUUAUGCGGUCAUGCAGAGCACCAAUGUGGGUUGGGCCGUCCUGGCUACCUACAUGUCCUUUGUCGUCAUGCCCUUCUUUCUGGCAACCGUGGCAAUCAUGGGCAAAUGGCUCGCACUGGGCCAGGCAAGAGCAGGAGAGUACCCUUUGUAUGGCUUUUACUACUAUCGCUGGUGGUUGGCGAGCCGAUUCGUCGAUCUGAUCGAUAAAAACAGCCUCAGCGGGAGCUUUUUGUACGCUGGGAUGCUGCGGGCACUGGGUGCUCACGUCGGCCGUUACUGUCAUCUCGACUCAAUCAACCACGGGCCAGCAAUGGACCUUGUCCACAUUGGUGACGAUGUCGUUGUGGGGCACGAUGUCGUUCUGGCCGUGGAGGUCGUGGAACGAGGCAGGCUGAUCCUCAAGCCAGUAUUCAUAGAAGACGAAACUCACUUGGGCAGCAACUCAGUGGUCGAGGGAGGCGCUCGCGUACAACACGCCGGCGAGCUUCACCCGCUGACGAUGCUAGCUGAUGGUCAGGUGGUACCGCGCGGCGAGCGGUGGCACGGCUCGCCUGCUCGGUUCCAGCGCCAAGCGACAGAUGUGGACCUCGGAAGGCCAAGCCGACCCUCGGCAGCUCGAGCGUGCUUGAUGGGCUUCGCACAAAUGUUCUGCAUCGCAUUUAUAAUGCCUUUGCUGUACUUCGCGCCUCAGCUUCCCAGCUUGAUGCUGUUCGACGUCGCCGAAUUUCGCACCAUACAUGCUUGGUCGCAAAUCGCAGUCGUCUGCGUUCCCGCCUCGUUGGCAUACAUCUGCGCAGUCUUCGUCGAGCUCGUCUUGCUACGGCGUCUCCUCCUUGGUCCUAUGAAGCCAGGAUCUCAUCCUCUCUACUCUUUCUUCUACCUCCGCAAGUGGCUCGUCGAUCGCCUAAUGGACAUGUCACUCCUCGUCCUUCACCCAGUCUACGCUAGCCUCUACGUUGUCCCUUAUCUUCGGGCCCUUGGAGUCAGAAUUGGCAAGUGGGCCGAGAUCUCCACGGCCAGAGGCGUCAACUUCGAGCUGGCCGACAUCGGCGACGAGUGCUUUGUGGCUGACGGCGUUCUCUUUGGCGACGCGGCGGUCCGCGGAAACACCAUUCAUUUCGAGAAGACCACCAUGGCACCUCGGGCCUUUGCCGGGAACGCAAGUUUGAUACCUCAAGGUACCACACUGGCUUCCAACACCCUCGUUGGUGUUCUAUCGAUUGCUCCUGAGAAGACACUCUCGUCGUCGGAUGGAGAUGAGAACGGAAUCUUCAAUCUCAAAGAGGGUCAGAGUUGCUUUGGCACUCCUCCAGUUUUGAUGCCCGCACGUCAAAAGGCGACCGCGACGCAUGCCGACCACCUCCUAUACCGACCGCGUACGAGGCAGAUUCUCUUGCGACUGUUGAUCGAAGGGCUUCGAAUUUGGAUUCCUCGCAUGCUGGUCGUCUACGCCCUUGGCUUCAGCCUGCAGAUCAACGAGUACGCCUGGCCAAGAAUAGGCGUCGUAUACUCGCUUCUGAUGCUUCCCCUUUAUUUCUUCUUCCUUUUUUCUGUUCCUGCACUCACCAUUACCGUCGCGAUGAAGUGGAUUCUUGUGGGCCGGUACACACAAGCCGAAUGGCCGCUCUGGUCGCACAAGGUCUGGCUCUCGGAAGCUGUCACUUCGACUUAUGAGUCACUGCUCAACCCGGUGCUCACGUCCUUUCUUGUCGGCACUCCCUACCUCGCCAUGGUCUUCCGGCUGCUGGGUGUCAAGAUUGGUAGGCGCUGUACGCUCCUUUCGCACGACAUUACUGAGCACGACAUGGUCACGCUCGGCGAUGAGGCUGUCGUCAACAUGCAUUCGGGCCCACAGACGCACCUCUUUGAGGACCGUGUCAUGAAAGUGGGUAGCGUCACUCUGGGAGAAAGAGCAGUGAUGAAGCCGUACGCCAUUUGCUUGCCCAACUCUUCCGUGGGACGAGAAGCUCAGUUGGGUUCGUUGAGCCUCGUCAUGAAGUCCGAAACAGUGCCGGAAGAGCAGGCCUGGGAAGGCGCACCUAUCGCGCCGAGGCAAAGGAGAAAGCGCAUGGCCGUUUCUUCCUCCGAGAAGCAAGCAAGUACAGCUAGUAAGGCGACGACUCAAAGCGAAGAGAGCACGCGGAGCGGCGUUCUGUCAGCUGGCUCCAGCUCCUCGUCUUCCUUCUCCUUCGACGUUGAACGCAGCGGCAGACCACGAAACCCGACCAAAUUGGGAGAUACACGAGGGGAGAGUCGAUCGACAAGCCGGACACUCUUUGGGUCCAGUAGCCGAUCGACGAGCCGGACGGUCUUCAAGGUCUAGGGCUGGUAAGACAACUCUCGUCUCUGCCUUGAUAAGGAGUGACACGAGUUAAGUGCUGCGCAUUGUAUUGAACUGUACUGUACUGUGCAGUACCGAACACUCACGUACCACACGACGUCGUCGACUUCUUCGAAAGAAAAUGUUUUGAUCGUUGACAUUCUCGGAUGAGAGGUGGUAGAAUGAGAUGUAAUGGUGACAAACAUGGAUAAUACAAAGGACCAAUUAUAGGAGGAAC
This is a messenger RNA of Acaromyces ingoldii, 4852 nucleotides long. Its product is annotated as Non-ribosomal peptide synthetase C-terminal. Gene Ontology annotation, biological process: amino acid activation for nonribosomal peptide biosynthetic process; secondary metabolite biosynthetic process. The transcript has 2 exons. NCBI's taxonomy places the organism in Eukaryota, Fungi, Basidiomycota, Exobasidiomycetes, Exobasidiales, Cryptobasidiaceae. The record is from RefSeq and is a predicted model, not a curated record. Gene Ontology annotation, cellular component: cytoplasm. Gene Ontology annotation, molecular function: phosphopantetheine binding. Bases 28 to 4617 code for a protein of 1529 amino acids.